Molecule: messenger RNA, 3326 nt
Organism: Hemibagrus wyckioides
Lineage: Eukaryota; Metazoa; Chordata; Actinopteri; Siluriformes; Bagridae
Gene: tlx1
Product: T cell leukemia homeobox 1
Exons: 3
Coding region: 520-1440 (306 amino acids)
Biological process (GO): regulation of transcription by RNA polymerase II; animal organ development
Cellular component (GO): nucleus
Molecular function (GO): DNA-binding transcription factor activity, RNA polymerase II-specific; RNA polymerase II cis-regulatory region sequence-specific DNA binding
Source: RefSeq, a predicted model, not a curated record
AAAACUAAUAGCAAAUUACUACUGGUAGUAAUACUUUUUCAUCUUAUUAUUAUUGACUCUUAUUUGGUGUCAUAUUUCUGUUUUAUUUCUGAAUUCUUAGUGAUGCCAGAGAUUGCGGCUAGAAUUUAUUGCUUAUAAAAUAGGAUUCAGCUGCGCUUUGUAUUAGCCUCAUUCACAGAGGGGAUUGGUGACCUUUGCUAUGUCUUAUAUAUAAUGGAAUCGUCGUUAUUUCUUUAGCCAAUUGGGUGCUGAAGCCUGAAAGCCUCUGGCUUAAUCUUACCCGGCCUGUUUGGCAUUUUGAUUGAUGCUCCCGUGGCUCCCUCCAUCCGGCAGGCUUGCUCUAAGCCAAAAAGGAGGUAGGGAAAAACGACAAACGACUGAAGUUCAGUGUUUCUUACACAUGCUCACGCACUCGUGGUUUUGAGACAGCGAGGAUACAAGCAAUAAGCCGCGCUCCUGUAGCUGCGUGAACAGGCGCGGCGCGGAGGAGUUCUGGGAGCGCGUGCCUUUUUCGGGACCAUGGAUCAUAACAUAGGUGCACAUCUCCACCACACACACGUAGACUCCAUCAGCUUCGGUAUAGAUCAGAUUCUCAACAAUGCCGAGCAAGGGAGCUGUAUGAUCUCUAACCCCAGGAUGCAAGACUUGGACUACGGGCUGGGGAGCAUUGUGAGCAAUGCCUACAACACCAUGACGGGCAACUACAACGGCAAUAACACCGGCGGAUAUAACAGCAAUGCGUGCAGCGCUGCACCGCUCGGUGGCUCGUACAACAUGAACGUUGGCGUGAACGGGAACGGAAACGGCCUGAAUGCGUCCGGGGUGAUCCGUGUACCCGCACACCGGCCACUCAACAGCGUGCACUCCUCCAUUCCCACAAGCGGAGCCUCCAUGCACAACAUGGCAGGCAUGGGCACUCUGAACAACCUCACGGGAUUAACAUUUCCCUGGAUGGAGAGUAACAGGAGGUAUACCAAAGACAGGUUUACAGUGGCGCUCUCACCCUUCACUGUAACACGCCGUAUAGGUCACCCGUACCAGAACCGCACUCCACCGAAAAAGAAGAAGCCGAGGACGUCGUUCACGCGCCUGCAGAUCUGCGAGCUGGAGAAACGCUUUCACCGCCAGAAGUACCUGGCUUCAGCGGAGAGAGCCGCUCUGGCAAAAGCACUUAAAAUGACUGAUGCACAAGUCAAAACAUGGUUCCAGAACAGAAGAACAAAAUGGAGGAGGCAGACGGCGGAGGAGAGAGAGGCCGAGAGGCAGCAGGCGAACCGCUUAUUAAUGCAGCUGCAGCAAGAAGCUUUUCAAAAGACUCUAAACCAGCCUGUAACUCCAGACCCGAUCUGCUUGCACAACAGCUCCCUGUUCGCCCUGCACAACCUGCAGCCAUGGACUGAUAACACCAACAAAAUCAGCAGCGUCUCCACCUGCGACUAGCAACACCGACUCUCUCUCCCCUUUUGUAGGUUCAUCUAACUAGAUCUAGCUCUCUAUAAUUUAACAAGACCGACGUCACCUUUUCACUACCUAUUACUAUUACUGUGUUUAGCCUGCAGGAGAGCAGGUUUAUUUCUUCACGGCUUGUUCUGGUCUCCAGUCUGAACGAAAACUGAACGAAUUAUUAUACCACGUGUUUGUAAGAUAAGGGUUUUAUUGGCGUACACACACGUGUAGUAGGCUAUAUUUUUAUAUACAGCAUUUUUUGCACUUUUACUCUUCACUGCAUUGUAGAUUAACAUGGCGCGCGAAUCACACAAGUCUUAGGUUUAGUUGCAACGACAUUUUUAAAGCUGAACAGAAAAUGGACUUCAAAAAUCAGGUUUCAAGCACUUAUUCUGAAGGAAUGAUGGUCAAAAAUAUAUCCGAAAUCAGACAGAUUUAUCAGAAACGAACCCUGUUUUAACACCGAGUCUUCUCUUUCUUUGCUGUCCUUGUGAAUGAGACAGCUGGAUUAUAUACACAGCUGUAUAUAUUAUUUUCAUUUAACUGAUUUGUUCAGAUAGUUUUUAACACCGAAUUUAACUUUUAUUUCAUUUUUUUUUAACUUCAAGCAACAUUUUAAUACUGACAUUCCAUAGCAAGACAAAUUUUUACAUAGAUGUUGGAUUUCAUUUCGGAGUGAAUGACUGUAUGUUUUGGUUGCAUGAUAAAUGUCUGUCCUCCUCAUUGUAUGGGGAAUGUAACGGUGUGUGUUUGUGAUAUUAACUAUAUGCAGAUGUGAGAGUGCGUUUGAAAUUUUCCAUGGCCAUAUACUGCAGGAGUAUCAUGUUAAGGUCUAUUCCAAAUGCUAUACAGUGCAUUAAAUGUAUCCUUUAAAAAAUGACAAAAUAUUAAGACAUGGGAAUCAAGAGGAAAAGCAACAUCAACCCAAGCAAAACAAAAAUCUCUUGUCAUGGUGAGAUGUCCAUAAGCAAGCAAAGAAAGACUGAUUUUAUGAAGAAUUCAAGAUUCCACCAUAACUGGUUUCUGUCUGUUUUAAUAAAUAUUUAAUGUUUCACGUCCCUUUUUCCACAAGCUGUAAUGCAGUUUUACAGGAAUCCAUCAUUGCAAAUAUAGCUGCAUUCCAACUUUCCAUGGAACAAUUCGAUGCUGUACAUAGGUAGUAACAAUUCCAGCAUGCACCAAGUUUCUAGACAAACAGGAGGUUUUGGACCUUCAUAAGCUGUGGGGGUGGGUGGGUGGGGGGGAUUAAAACAAAGUAUAUGUUAUGCUGACUUGUUUUUACUAGAAACUUUGUGUACUAUGCUAUUUUUAUUACCUCUACAUUCUUUUAAAAAGUAAAGUACACUGCAGUACAAUAUGUGGUGGUCAGAGAUCAUAACGUCUGUGUGAAUAAAAUUCUUGAAAAGUGGACAUAAUGAAUUGGUAGGCUAUAUAUUCAGUUUAUAUAAAAGGUCGCCCAAACAAAUAAAAAAUAUAUUGGUGCCUAUUCUAUUUUUUGUUUUAAAAAAUAUUUUACAGUCAUUUUUAUUUUUACAUGCUGUCAUUUACAUGCUCUCCUACAUUUUUGUCUAUUAAAUGUUUACAAUUGUAAAGCGAAUUUAUUAAGCUUGUAGGACUGUAAUCAUGAGAAAAAAACAUGCUGGGACACAUAAAAACCAUUUGAUAAUUAUCUCUAGAUAUAAAAGAUGUCUUACAAAAAAGAACCCUCCAAGAUUUCUUCAAAAGUUACUUGGAUAAAAUACUGCUUGGAAUACUUUCUGAUAGUGAAAAUCUUCUCCCGAGGAACAACGUGGACAACCAUUAAGGUUUACAUUUAUUCUGAGUGUCUACUCAUGUGGGAAUAUCUUUUUUUUUUUUUUUUUUUUUUUGCAUUUAUGUUU